Messenger RNA from Lotus japonicus, 1866 nucleotides. Its product is annotated as E3 ubiquitin protein ligase DRIP2-like. The coding region runs from base 336 to 1619 and encodes 427 amino acids. Lineage: Eukaryota; Viridiplantae; Streptophyta; Magnoliopsida; Fabales; Fabaceae. Gene Ontology annotation, molecular function: ubiquitin-protein transferase activity. The transcript has 7 exons. The record is from RefSeq and is a predicted model, not a curated record.
AUAUCCACACACGAAACCAACAACAAACCUUGGUUUUGUUAGUACUGUGGUUUGUGUGUGUAUUGCUUCUUCUCUUUUCUCUUCAUGCUCUCUCUCUUUCUUUGCUUUGGUCCAAUUACACAACCAACACCCAACAACAACACUCAACAGUUUCACCUUCAUCUUCACGUGAUUUUCAUUCCCAAAUUCCAAACCCAUCUCGCGAUUUCACCCCCAAAACCCGCCACUCAAUAGAUCCACGUCCAUUCAUUCUUGCUCGUGCUCGUGUUUUGCUAUAUAUUCUGUAUCAGUUUCUCUCUGUGUUUGUGUGCGCUGGAUUUGAAUGCAAGUUCGACAUGGUGGCGACAGUGAAAGUGAAGAGCGAUAAGCUACGACCAUGCAUGACAUGCCCUCUUUGCCGUAAACUCUUCAAGGAUGCUACCACCAUCUCUCUCUGCCUUCAUACCUUUUGCAGGAAAUGCAUUUAUGAGAAGCUCUCAGAUGAGGAGUCUGAUUGCUGUCCAGUGUGCAAUAUUGAUCUAGGAUGUGUUCCAGUGGAAAAACUCAGGGCAGACCACAAUUUGCAAGACAUAAGAACAAAAUUAUUUCCUCUCAAGAGAAGAAAGACCAAGGCCCCAGAAGUUUUGUCUCCAAUACCCUUGCCUGCAAAAAGGAAAGAAAGAUCACUUUCGUCAUUGGCGGUUAUUGCUCCCAAAGUUUCAAUGCAAACUGGCUUCACAGGAAAGCGGACAAAAACCAGUAACAGAAAAGCUGCCUCAUUACGUGGAUGUAGUUUUAUUCUUGAAGACCCCGUAAAGAAGGAAGAAACAAAUAAUGAAGAUAAUAAGGAUUCUUCCAAGGCUGGGCAAUUUAAGAAGCAUAAGCCCAAUGAAGACAUGGAGAACAGUGUGGAACUUGCAGAAGGGAAGGUUGAUCUCUGGACACCAUUGAACUGUCUUGUUGAAGCUGCAAACAGAACGAAGUCCUUCAAGGCCAAUUCACAAGCUACGCCUGUUGCCGAAUUAGAGUGUCCAACUACUUCUCAUGGAGGACUAGAUCAACCUGAAACUACAACCAAAACAGGCCUACCUGCUUUUGCUCAGAAUGAAUUAAACAUUCCUAAAUGCAAAAUUAAGGAUACCGGACAUAAAAAAUUAUUCGGCGUUGACAAGGAUGCGAAAUGUGUGCCUUCAGGACCAGCAAAGCGAAAAAGGUUGCGUCCUGCUGGUCAGAAAAGAGCUGCAGCAUCUGAUAUGUCUGCCUCAGCCCCAGGCAUGCUAAGUGCAACUUGGGGAAAGUGUAACAGAAAAAACAGUCCUAUUUGGUUUUCAUUAGUUGCUUCAGAGGAUCAGAAAGGAGAUGCCUCCUUGCCACAGAUCUCAUCUUGUUACUUAAGAAUAAGAGAUGGUACCGUGCCUGUCUCAUUUAUACAAAAAUACCUUGUGAAGAAACUCAAUCUUGCCAGUGAAACAGAGGUGGAAAUAAUGUGCCAGGGUCAGCCAGUGCUCCCUUCUCUGCAACUGCAUAACGUGGUAGAUCUCUGGUUCCGGACAGCUUCAACCUCAAAGAGAAUGCCAGCAUCUGUGGGGUCCUCAGCCAAGGAUUUUGUAAUGGUUUUAUCUUAUUGUCGAAAGGCCUAGUUCCUUGUUCUGUUUAUACAUUUUGCCUCAACUCUUUACAUAGGGAUUCAACUUUUUUUUCUUCUUCUAAUAGCAUUCUUAUAUUCCUGCUUGAGGAUUUGUAUAUUUAAUUUUUACCAUGUGAAGAAUCUAUGUGCUUUUGUUUUGCUCAUGACCUGAAAACGUGUACCGAGACCAAAUUUGUUGCAUGUACUUUAUCUGCUGUUAUUCUUAGUAUCAUGAAACAUUUUGUAUUUUUUCUGUUGAA